Sciurus carolinensis (gray squirrel) is the source of this 785-nucleotide messenger RNA. Its product is annotated as ral guanine nucleotide dissociation stimulator-like. The record is from RefSeq and is a predicted model, not a curated record. Lineage: Eukaryota; Metazoa; Chordata; Mammalia; Rodentia; Sciuridae. The transcript has 6 exons. Bases 150 to 785 code for a protein of 211 amino acids.
CUUGAGCAGGAAGAACUGAGCUUCAGGUAUACCGCAGGUACCUUGCAUUGCAGAUGGGUUAGAAGAGAGAAGAGCUGCUUCAUGGGAUUUUAUCACAUUUUUCCUGAAAGUCCCACACACAGGUGGGAACUUGAAGACAUGAUCAGGCCAUGGAGUCUCCUCUUUUGGGAAGGGGCUACUCAAAGAAAUCCUUGUUCCUGUUUUACCUUCUGCCACAGGAGGACACAAGAAGGUUUUCAGAUGGUGAAAAUGAUCUGUUUCCGAACACGGAUGAGCCCUGUGGGAUAGAGACACUUGAAGGUAACAGAGAGGCAGAGCUCAUGAACCAGCUGGUGCCUGUCUUUUUUGGUAGGAACCCCGACUGGGGCAGCACCUUCAGGCCUAUUUACUCAGGUUUCAUCACCAGCCAGCAGGUGCUGGAGCUGCUCUUCCCAAGUGCCGUGCCCAUCAACCCGGGUACCUGGAUGGAGCAGUACAGCGAGGCUUUCCAUCAGCCUCCAGGCCUCAUGAUUCUCCAGCUGCUGCUGCCUUACCUUCAACUGUACAUGGGUGGCUUGAAUCUGGAGCGCCAAGCACACCACCUGCUGGCACAGCUGGAGGAUGGCAAGUCCAGCGAGGCAGAGCCUGAGUUCCGGGAAGCCCGGGCUACAGACUCACUUCCAAUGCCCACCCCAGGGCUAGAGCCUCAUCAAGGAGCUGCUCUUGUGGCCAGUGAAGGAGCAGCACCAUCACCAGAGGCAGAGCUCAACGAGUGGGAGACAGCUGCUCCAUUCAUGUCCAUCUAG